Kogia breviceps (pygmy sperm whale) is the source of this 2458-nucleotide messenger RNA. The record is from RefSeq and is a predicted model, not a curated record. Lineage: Eukaryota; Metazoa; Chordata; Mammalia; Artiodactyla; Physeteridae.
UGGGCCGGGAGCGGCGCUCGGGCGGGGCGCGGGCCGGCGGCGGGGAGGCGCCCGCGUCCAAGGCCCGGGCCGGGCCUGAGCGCCGCGCCAUGGCGGAGACCAAGAUUAUCUAUCACAUGGACGAGGAGGAGACGCCGUACCUGGUCAAGCUGCCCGUGGCGCCCGAGCGCGUCACGCUGGCCGACUUCAAGAACGUGCUCAGCAACCGGCCCGUGCACGCCUACAAAUUCUUUUUCAAGUCCAUGGACCAGGACUUCGGGGUUGUGAAGGAGGAGAUCUCGGACGAUAAUGCUAGGCUGCCCUGCUUCAACGGCCGCGUGGUCUCCUGGCUGGUCCUGGCUGAGGGCACACACUCGGAUGCAGGGUCUCAGGGCACUGACGGCCACGCAGACCUGCCCCCGCCUCUCGAGCGGACAGGCGGCAUCGGGGACUCCCGGCCCCCCUCCUUCCACCCGAACGUGGCCGGCAGCCGAGACGGGAUGGACGAGACCGGCACAGAGUCCCUGGUCAGCCACCGGCGGGAGCGAGCCCGACGCCGGAACCGCGAGGAGGGUGCUCGAGGCUGCAGGGCCGCCCGUGACCUCCAGGGGACCCCACGGCCAGCCCCCCGCCCUGCUGUCCCCACAGCCACCCGGACCAACGGCCACCCGAGGGGGGACCGGCGGCGGGACCUGGGGCUGCCCCCCGACAGCGCGUCCACCGUGCUGAGCAGUGAACUUGAGUCCAGCAGCUUCAUCGACUCGGAGGAGGAUGACAACACCAGCCGGCUGAGCAGCUCCACGGAGCAGAGCACCUCCUCCCGGCUCAUCCGGAAGCACAAGCGCAGGCGGCGGAAGCAGCGCCUGCGGCAGACAGAUCGGGCCUCCUCCUUCAGCAGCAUCACGGACUCCACCAUGUCCCUGAAUAUCGUCACCGUCACGCUCAACAUGGAGAGGCACCACUUCCUGGGCAUCAGCAUCGUGGGCCAGAGCAAUGACCGGGGCGACGGCGGCAUCUACAUCGGCUCCAUCAUGAAGGGCGGCGCUGUGGCUGCCGACGGACGCAUCGAGCCGGGUGACAUGCUGCUGCAGGUGAACGACGUCAACUUUGAGAACAUGAGCAACGACGACGCGGUGCGGGUCCUGCGGGAGAUCGUGUCCCAGACAGGGCCCAUCAGUCUCACUGUGGCCAAGUGCUGGGACCCGACGCCCCGGAGCUACUUCACCAUCCCGAGGGCUGACCCCGUUCGGCCCAUCGACCCGGCCGCCUGGCUGUCGCACACGGCGGCGCUGACCGGAGCCCUGCCCCGCUACGGUACGAGCCCCUGCUCCAGCGCCGUCACGCGCACCAGCUCCUCCUCACUAACCAGCUCGGUGCCCGGCGCUCCGCAGCUAGAGGAGGUGCCGCUGACGGUGAAGAGUGACAUGGGCGCUGUCGUCCGGGUCAUGCAGCUGCCGGACUCAGGCCUGGAGAUCCGCGACCGCAUGUGGCUCAAGAUCACCAUCGCCAACGCCGUCAUCGGGGCGGACGUGGUGGACUGGCUGUACACGCACCUGGAGGGCUUCCGUGAGCGGCGGGAGGCGCGCAAGUACGCCAGCAGCAUGCUGAAGCGCGGCUUCCUGCGGCACACGGUGAACAAGAUCACCUUCUCCGAGCAGUGCUACUACGUCUUCGGGGACCUGUGCAGCAAUUUCGCGGCCCUGAACCUCAACAGCGGCUCCAGCGGGGCCUCGGAUCAGGACACGCUGGCCCCGCUGCCCCACCCGGCCACCCCCUGGCCCCUGGGGCAGGGCUACCCCUACCAGUACCCGGGGCCCCCGCCCUGCUUCCCGCCCGCGUACCAGGACCCCGGUUUCGGCUACGGCAGUGGCAGCGCUGGCAGUCAGCAGAGCGAAGGAAGCAAAAGCAGUGGGUCCACCCGGAGCGCUGGCGGGAGCAGCCGUCGGGCCCUGGGGCGCGAGAAGGAGAGCCGCUCGGCUGGAGCUGGGGGCAGUGGCAGCGAGUCGGACCACACGGUGCCAAGCGGGGUGGGCAGCGGCGGCUGGCGGGAGCGUCCUGCUAGCCAGCUCAGCCGUGGCAGCAGCCCGCGCAGCCAGGCCUCGGCCGCCGCCCCGGGGCUCCCCCCGCUGCACCCCCUGACAAAGGCGUACUCGGUGGUGGGCGGGCCGCCCGGGGGCCCGCCUGUCCGGGAGCUGGCCGCUGUCCCCCCAGAGCUGACAGGCAGCCGCCAGUCCUUCCAGAAGGCCAUGGGGAACCCCUGUGAGUUCUUUGUCGAUAUCAUGUGACCAAGGGGAGAGUGCUUCCAGCCCGGCCGUGGGGCAGCCAGCGGUCCUGCUGCGCCUGCAGGGGGGCAUUGCACCUGGAGCUUGUGUGGCCUUCGUGGCCUUCUGGGCCAGACCAGCCUGUGCUUCGCGCCGUGGGGUCUGGGCCUGGCCAGAGUGGCGGCAGGCUAGAGGGGAGGGGCUGAGGGCAGCCCCGC